AUGGAGAAGGACAAAAGCCUUGUGUGGGACUGUGGCAGCUCUCUCUACGACUCUUUCGAGCUCAAGUCCUUCAUGCAGCAGCUGGACUCCGCGAUCACCUCCCGGACCAUGUCGAUGCCGCACUUGUCCGGGACCUCUCAUCCGCCUCCCGCGCAGGCCCGGAAGAAGUCCUCCAAGCUCUUCAGAUCAGUUCACAGGCUUCUCCGGUCGGUGCUCCACGUUCCAUCCAUGCUCAAGGUUCAAGUUCGGUCGCACGAACACAAGGAUCGAGCACCGCACCAGAAGUCCGGUCGACUCGCUCCGAUUCCGGAGAUCCGCGCGUCGGUGAGGAAGACCAUGUCAGCACGCUUCACCAGCACGACCGCACCGCCGCCGCCGGCGUUAUCAUGA
Musa acuminata AAA Group (dessert banana) is the source of this 390-nucleotide messenger RNA. RefSeq lists its product as uncharacterized. NCBI's taxonomy places the organism in Eukaryota, Viridiplantae, Streptophyta, Magnoliopsida, Zingiberales, Musaceae. Bases 1 to 390 code for a protein of 129 amino acids. The transcript has a single exon. The record is from RefSeq and is a predicted model, not a curated record.